GCGGAAUUUGAAACAUAUCUGCAUGAAUUCAUGUGAGAGAGCUGUGCUGCCAAGAAGCUUGCAGCAGACUUGUGCAUGACGGAUGUCCCCAGUGAGGCAAUUCCCGCACUGGUGGCUGGCGCGGUUGGAUUAGUGGCUGCUGCUGUUUUCGUGUUCAGUGGCGCGUCAUCACAGCCCACUACCUGGGACAAAGAGAAGGCUGCGGACGGGGCAGAGGAGCCACUUGCCAGAGAAACUCAGGAGUCGCAGGAUGAAGAUGCCUCAGGAGAGAAACAAGAGGAGACCUCGGAGGCUGCAAAAAGCACACCGGAGGCAAAGAAAGAUCAGCCGAAGCCAACUGAGAUCCUGAAGCCUCGCCCUGGUCGCUUGACACCCGAUCAAGAGGCUAAGUUCAGGCAAGGCCUGGCAAACCUACCGCCAGAGUCAAGAAAGGCAUUGGAAGAGUGGGUCAACAUGACAGACAAUAACGCUUGGGAGCUGCUGGGCUUAAACUGUUUGCUGCUGGUCUUUGUAGCAGGCCUCAUAACACUGGCUUUGGCGGCUGUGGUAGGCUAUUGGCAGGUCAACAUCUUCAGCAUUGAUGUAUGGCGUGAAGGCUUCGCAAAGCUGCAGAUUGCAAGCCAAACUGGGGCCUGGCCAAGGGCGCAGGCACGGGAAGUUGCCCAUGAGCUCUUUCAGGGCUCGGCAGAACUCUGAGUGGCACACGCGGCUUUGACAAAGUCGGCCCCACGGGGAGCCAUUUGGGAUCCAGAUGGCCACCAGAGCUGCAGAAGACAACCGCCAGAAAGUCUGCGCGGGUGUACUCACCACACGCAGUCAAAUUGAGUCGUUUGCCUAAAUCAAGAAACUCGCGACUUGACCGCCUUCAUGAUCCUGAAACGUUGUUG
This is a messenger RNA of Effrenium voratum, 887 nucleotides long. The record is from the annotation of a GenBank genome assembly. Lineage: Eukaryota; Dinophyceae; Suessiales; Symbiodiniaceae.